AUUCGUGGUUGGUUGUUUGUAAGUAAGUUGUAAGCAAGUGUCCCCUGCGUUUGGUUCACGCGUCCGCACACCGACCACUUACAAACCCAUCCAAGGUCGUAACAAUUAUCCAUAACAUUAUCUUAAAUCUAUAUCAUUCGGUGCAUGUGUACCUAGUCGAGGUGACGUAUUCCGACAUUUAAAUUUAAUUAUCAGUCAGAUUAUUGCCAUUGUGAGUUAUUUAUACACGGCUGUUUGGGCACGCCGGUUCAAUUCGUCGCCGAUCACAGGUUCCGCGGAGCGAUAAGAAGACGAGCGCUGGGCCAAGACUGUGAGAAAAAAUUUCGGACGCGUCAGUUUGCAUUCGGUCUGGUGUGUUGGUGAAAUGCUGGUGAACAGAUGAUGCCUUCGAAAUUGGCACGCGACAUAUCGUUCAUCAUACUCCAGGUGUUCUGGACACUUCAUCUCUUUUACGAACACUAUAUUCUGAGGAUAAAAAGAAACACACCUACAAAGAAUGAAGCAUCGUCGCCGAGCAUAGCGUCGAACGAUCCGAAAUCGAAACGUCACGUCAUCCAGCUGAUUACCGAGCCGAGAGGCAACGCCCGUCCGUUGUGCUACAUGAAAGUGCACGAGGUGAUAUCGCCCUUCGAGGAGGAGCUACUGCGAAGGGCUUGCGCCAAAGGCAUCACCAACGAGAAUGUUAUCAACGUGGAGGAACCGACACUUCCAAAGGAAGUGGUCUCCAGGAUGUCCUUCACCAACGACUGGGUCGACUCUCUCGUCAUGACUGUAUGAUUUUUGACGGCGUUUGGCAACCCAAAAAAAAUCUCAAUUAUAAGACUUAUUGUACCAAAUGUACGAGUGAUAAAUUAUUUUGCUAGUUUUUAAGCCGUAUGUGUAAGUUUUUUAGACUAUGUAUGCUUCAAAUACACUGUUUUUUACAUUUA
Messenger RNA from Aethina tumida (small hive beetle), 929 nucleotides. RefSeq lists its product as uncharacterized. Bases 379 to 777 code for a protein of 132 amino acids. Lineage: Eukaryota; Metazoa; Arthropoda; Insecta; Coleoptera; Nitidulidae. The record is from RefSeq and is a predicted model, not a curated record. The transcript is spliced from 2 exons.